Molecule: messenger RNA, 3369 nt
Organism: Mus musculus (house mouse)
Lineage: Eukaryota; Metazoa; Chordata; Mammalia; Rodentia; Muridae
Gene: Ficd
Product: FIC domain containing
Exons: 3
Coding region: 526-1902 (458 amino acids)
Biological process (GO): regulation of IRE1-mediated unfolded protein response; response to endoplasmic reticulum stress
Cellular component (GO): endoplasmic reticulum membrane; endoplasmic reticulum
Molecular function (GO): ATP binding; protein-folding chaperone binding; identical protein binding
Source: RefSeq, a predicted model, not a curated record
AGCGGGGCGAGGUGGUGGGGGCGGGGCCUGCGACCGCGGCUGCGGGGAACGGCCGCGCGGGUUUGGAUGCUGGAGGCGGGCACGAGCCCUGGGCCGGUUCGUAGCGGGAGCUCGCGGCAGCCUCAUUCCACCCCCCACCCCACCCCCCGCUUCGGGAGUAAGCCGAAGUCUGCUGGGCUCGAGCCGCUGCACAGGCCGCGCGAAGUGAUGACGUGGCGGGUCAGGCCCCGGAGCUCCGGCGCCGCCUGUCAGAACGGCGUCAUCCCUCAUCUGUAAACCGGGAGCUACAGGUAGCUUGCUCGCUCUUCGCAAGGGGGCUGACAGCGUGCAAGGCUGGCCGGCAGCGCAGUGUCCGGCACACCAUAGUUGCCCAAUAAAUGCUUAUUGUUGGCAAGAUGGCAUUUGCAUACCUGAUCCCUCGCUCCCCCCCCCCAUCCCCCGCCAGCCCCCAAGCUUGUGUUCGCCCUCGCUGAGGGUCCAGCUUUUCCUCUGUGUCGAGUGCUCUGGGCCCAGCCCUCAGUCCAGAUGAUACUCAUGCCAAUGGCGUCGGUGGUGGCAGUGGCCGAACCCAAAUGGGUCUCCGUCUGGGGCCGUUUCCUGUGGAUGGCGCUGCUGAGCAUGGCUCUGGGGUCGCUGCUGGCUCUGCUGCUGCCGCUGGGAGUUGUGGAAGAGCAUUGCCUGGCUGUGCUCAGAGGUUUCCACCUGCUCAGGAGCAAACUGGACAGGGCACAGCCUGUGGUCCCCAAGUGCACCAGCCUAUGCACAGAGCUCAGUGUCUCCUCCAGGGAUGCAGGGCUGCUGACAGUCAAGACUACGGCGUCUCCAGCAGGGAAGCUGGAAGCCAAGGCCGCCCUAAACCAAGCCCUGGAGAUGAAGCGUCAAGGCAAGAGAGGGAAAGCCCACAAGCUCUUCCUGCACGCCCUCAAGAUGGACCCCGGCUUUGUAGACGCACUGAAUGAGUUCGGCAUCUUCUCCGAAGAAGACAAGGACAUCAUCCAGGCUGACUACUUAUACACCAGGGCCCUGACCAUCUCGCCCUUCCACGAGAAAGCCCUGGUCAACCGGGAUCGGACACUGCCCCUCGUGGAGGAAAUCGACCAGAGGUACUUCAGCGUCAUCGACAGCAAAGUGAAGAAGGUCAUGUCCAUCCCAAAGGGGAGCUCAGCGCUGCGCAGGGUCAUGGAGGAGACCUACUACCACCACAUCUACCACACGGUGGCCAUCGAGGGCAACACCCUCACCCUCUCGGAGAUCAGGCACAUCCUGGAGACCCGCUACGCCGUGCCAGGGAAGAGCCUGGAAGAGCAGAACGAGGUGAUCGGCAUGCACGCGGCCAUGAAGUACAUCAACACCACCCUGGUCUCCCGCAUCGGGUCUGUCACCAUGGACGACAUGCUGGAGAUCCACAGGAGGGUACUGGGGUAUGUGGAUCCAGUGGAGGCGGGCAGGUUCCGGAGGACCCAGGUCCUGGUGGGCCACCACAUCCCACCCCACCCCCGGGAUGUGGAGAAGCAGAUGCAGGAGUUCACACAGUGGCUCAAUUCAGAGGACGCCAUGAACCUGCACCCAGUCGAGUUCGCGGCCCUGGCCCAUUACAAACUGGUGUACAUCCACCCUUUCAUCGACGGCAACGGGAGGACCUCCCGUCUGCUGAUGAACCUGAUUUUGAUGCAGGCGGGAUACCCGCCCAUCACCAUCCGCAAGGAGCAGAGGUCCGAGUACUACCAUGUACUGGAAGUCGCCAACGAGGGUGACGUGCGGCCUUUCAUCCGCUUCAUAGCCAAGUGUACGGAGGUCACACUGGACACGUUGCUCCUUGCCACCACCGAGUACUCGGUGGCACUGCCAGAAGCCCAGCCCAACCAUUCUGGGUUCAAGGAGACGCUCCCUGUGAGGCCCUAACCGCCAGCCCUCCCUUGGCAUCCAGAGAAGGCCUUUCUAGAAACAGUUCUCCCCUGGUAGCAAAAGGAAACCCUUAAACAUUCUUUACCUCCAGAUGUUUUUCAGUUGAGAAAGAAAACUAAAUUAUUAAGCCUGUCUUCAGGAUAAUUUAUAGUUCAGCCAAGUUAUUUAUUUAAUUUUUUUUUCUUACUUUUUUGGUGAGCUAGCAGCGACCGAGUGGUGCUGCGACCACAACACCUGUGGUGAUCCCGGAACCCAGUAGGGCAGCAGUGCUUUUCUAAUGUCCUGAGCCUGGGUGUCUAGACAGACUUUGCACGAAGGGCAGAGGCAGAGAGAUCUGUGAGACGGAACUCAGGGCCACGGUGAUCACUCGGGUGCCUUGGAGGUCCUGAGACCUCAGAAGGCUGCAACCUUGGGCAGAACCUGCCCUGUGCUAAGGUGGGGUUUUAUUCCUGAGAGGCUGUGGCAGCAGCUUCUACUGGCAGCCCAGCCCUUUGCCAGUAGGAGGUUGCAGAUUUCCGAAGACCCUCUGAGCUAUUAACUUGCUAACCUGAGUGGCAGGGGAUAGCGCUUCCCUGCCCAGACUGUUCUAAGGGUGGAGGGCAGGCAGAAGGGCUUUCCCUUAUCUUUGCCCUAUACUUCACUUGCAUCAACUGAGGCUAGCCAAGCCAACCUACCCCCUCACUCCACAGAGCAGGUCUGCCUUCACCUCCCACUCAGUCUUCUGAGGACACGGGAGGUGACGCUUGGCGGGAGAAUACUACCCAGCAUGCACCACACACAAGGCACCUGCCCUAACAUUACAAAAGGGUGUAUCUGAGAAACCGCAUCAACCCCAAAUAAGCAGUUCUGAUAAAAGACUGAAAACGGGCAAACACCUGUGACCACGACCCAGCCUUUCCCCCUUUGUCUUAUGCUUUGAAACCCUCUUCCCAUCUGAUGCCAUCACAGGGUCCAGUGUCCCCACUGCCUUGGAGUGGCCUUCUUCUAGUAACUUGUAAAGUGAUGGAUGGUGUCACAUCUGAUAGAUACAUUUCCAAGUUGUCAUCUUAGGAAAAAUAAACUUUUUUUCAAUCAUAUUUAUGGCUAAUGCCGAUUUGACUGCUGCUAUUUAGAGUCAUAAUGGCUACGUCACUGGAUUUUGUUCUGAGACAGCCUACAGUGUCCCAGCGCACUGCACUUUUUGUUUGAAUUGGAAACUCAUACCAGCCACCAAACGAUGGUAUCCAGCGUUUAGAAAGAUACUCUGACAGUUUUCUGACAGACUGAGAAAAAAAACAGAUGUGUGCGUGCAGCACCGUCAACAGCUCUGCAGGACGCGGCCCCCAGCUCCUGGCUCUUCUCUGCACACCAAGUCUCAUGGGAGGCUCACUUUGUCCUGUAGUGAGAACCUGCACUUUAGCUACAUGUGGAAAAUAUUAUUUUAACAAAUUCCUGGUUCUAAUAAAGUAUUUUAUUACAAACAUU